GCCUGUGACGUUCGUUGUUCUAAUGGCGUUGCUGGGCGUCCUUGGCUGAGGGGUUAUAUACAGUGGAGAAUACUGAAUAAUCUCAGGAAGAAUCGUUCGAACAAGAGCAACUUGACAGUGAAAAAAAAUCGAAAAUAUAAAAAAAUGAAGGGAAUUUGUGUUAUUGUACUCAUGGGGAUCUGCGCGGGGGUUUCGGCCAGUGGUAGUGCCUACGUACAUGCCAUUGUCGAGAGCUGCUCUGGGUGCUCCCUGAAUCGUCUUCCUGAUGUCAAGCAGUUCAUUUUCGAGGAUUUGCCGCUGUAUGAUCGAACAGAGUUCAAGCACAUCCAGGGAGCUGUUCCCGAGCUCGUCCUCUACGACAAGAACAACGAGGAGGUAGAGCGCCUCCAACUCUCCAGACUCACCAGAGAAGAGUGCAACGAGCUCCUCCAGGCGAAGGGUUUCGCCCGUAACAAGCGCUCCAAAGACGAGAUCUAAGCCUAUUAAAACUCGACACCUCCUCAAAACUAAUCAACAAUUAAAUCAAAAAGUUUUUGUAUUUUAUUUUUUAGACAACUGCAACAGCACAAUAAAAUAAUUUAAUCUCUCCUCUCAAUGUCUUUCACUCCUUUUUAUUCAAUAUUACGAAAUAAUUGAAGCAGAAAAUUCCA
Diachasma alloeum is the source of this 650-nucleotide messenger RNA. Its product is annotated as selenoprotein M. Lineage: Eukaryota; Metazoa; Arthropoda; Insecta; Hymenoptera; Braconidae. The transcript is spliced from 3 exons. The record is from RefSeq and is a predicted model, not a curated record. Gene Ontology annotation, cellular component: endoplasmic reticulum lumen. Gene Ontology annotation, molecular function: oxidoreductase activity. The coding region runs from base 145 to 477 and encodes 110 amino acids.